Zingiber officinale is the source of this 4010-nucleotide messenger RNA. RefSeq names its product protein STICHEL-like 2. Gene Ontology annotation, molecular function: DNA clamp loader activity; DNA-directed DNA polymerase activity; DNA binding. Gene Ontology annotation, cellular component: DNA polymerase III complex; nucleus; DNA replication factor C complex. NCBI's taxonomy places the organism in Eukaryota, Viridiplantae, Streptophyta, Magnoliopsida, Zingiberales, Zingiberaceae. Gene Ontology annotation, biological process: DNA repair; DNA-templated DNA replication. The record is from RefSeq and is a predicted model, not a curated record. Bases 580 to 3516 code for a protein of 978 amino acids. The transcript has 9 exons.
AGCCGAGUUCAAUCUCUGCCGUUGCUCCUUCCCUCGGCUCGGCUGCCUUCCUCCUCCCAGUCCUCCUUCAAACUGUUGACGGCUAUUUACGAGAAUGCCAUCCCUGCUGAGGGUUCCCGAGGCAGGCAAGCCAAGAUUGCAUCCCUGUAUCCUCUUAUCUACGGCUCUGCCAUCACGCUCUCACACUGACAGAGUGACUGAUUCCCCUCUCUCUCUCUCUCACUGUCUGACACAUUCACCCACGCCCACACAUUGUUUUCCCUCGGCGUUUUUCUGGCUUCUGCUGCCAUGAGUGGAGCUCGGGCAUUGCAGUGGAGGUAGCUCAAGGACGGCUCUGGUCGGAUCUUUGGAGCAUGGGAGCAAUGGCUUUGCUCCCAAGGCUGCAGUUGUGGCCGUUACUUGUAUGGAAAAUGGAGGGCUUUAGGUCAAGGGAAAUGUCAUUUUCUGCAUUGAUGGUUAAGCAGCACCUGAUGAUUGGCUUGGGGCAACUCAGUAGCUUGAUGUAAUGGCUGCUUCCAAUUGAUUUCCAAUUAACUUAUCGAGAAACAGCAGUAGGUUGAAUCAACAGCAUUUGCAAGGAUGACUGAGGCUUCGCGGCAUUCGGUUGACAUUCCUCUUUCUAAAACUCUAGUGGCUCUAAAGAGAGUAAGGUCCCUGAGGGAUCCGUCGACCAACUCCCUCAGCAAAUUCACUGCAGUAAUAGAAAACUUGAACCUGGUGGCCAAUUCUUCAAAUGCUGCUCGUUCGGAGAAGAAUAACAAUAAACACAAGUCUAUUAAGACGAAGAAUUGUUGUUUGGGAGAUGAAAAUGAUGAUAUUAUUAGCAUCUCUGGUUCAAAUUUUAGCUCUACCAUACCUUUUCCUGAAAAACCAUAUGCAGUGAAAAUUCGAGGAUCCAAAUCACCGAUGGUCAAAUUGACUCAAAAGAAAUACAGAAAUCAUGCACGUAAAACAUUGGAUCGGAGAAGAGUUCAGCAUUCCAUAACCCAUGUAGAAGAGGAAGUGAAUUCCUAUAGAGAGCGAGUAUUUGACUUGGCUGACAGGAAUACUGCAACAGUGAAGAAAUCUCUUUAUAAAAAUUUGGGGAAACAACCUUCUCUGGUGAGUUUGGCUGGAAGUCCAUGUCUGUCAGCAAAUGAAGCUCAUACUACUCGGUCAAGACAAUGCACCAUAGGCAGUGCAACUGUGGGAUCACAGUCCAAAUCCAACGAUGUCAUUGAUUCACAUUUUAGUGGAUGCGGAAUCAGCUACUGUUGGUCAGGAACACCAAAGUACACGGGUCGGAAUUUUUAUUCGGAUGAUGAAGAACAGGAAAUGCCUUUACUAUCUGCUGAGCAGACUGAUACAGUUUGUAUGAAUAUUACAUCAUACCCACAAAAUCCAAGAAGUCUAAGCCAGAAAUAUAGGCCGAAGUCCUUCAGUGAGUUGGUUGGACAGAAUGUAGUAUCAGAGUCUCUUUUGCAUGCCAUUACCAAAAGAAAGAUUGCUCCACUGUAUCUUUUUCAUGGUCCUCAGGGUAAUGGUAAGUCAUCAACUGCAAGGAUUUUCGCAGCUGCUUUAAAUUGUGUAUCUGAGGAUGAAGAUAGGCCAUGUGGGUUUUGCCAAGAAUGUGUAUUCCUAUUCUCUGGAAGAAGUAGAAAUGUCAAAGAGCUUGAUGCUUCUAAAAUAAAUCACAAAGAGAGGUUUAAGUCCCUUUUCAAGAGUGCAUGUACAUCUCGUUAUGAGGUUUUCAUAAUAGAUGAGUGCCAAUCCUUGAGAGAGGAAGCAUGGGCAGCAAUUUCUAAAUGCCUUGAUGAGAAACUUGGACAUGCACUAUGUAUUUUGAUUUCUUCCGACAUUGAUGCAUGGCCUCGCAGUUACCUAUCAAAGUGUCAAAGAUACUAUUUCCCAAAGAUAAAGGAAGCUGAUAUAGUUUACAGAUUGGAAAAAAUAAGCAUAGAAGAGGAAUUGCAAUUUGACAUGGAUGCUUUAGGCUUCAUCGCUACAAAAUCAAAUGGCUCUCUUCGAGAUGCAGAAACAUUGCUCGAUCAGCUUGCAUUACUUGGAAAGAGAAUAACUUUAUCUUUGGUGAAUGAGCUUAUAGGAGUUGUUUCUGAUGAUGAGUUGCUCAGUUUGCUUGAUUUGGCUUUAUCUUCUGACACUGCUAAUACAGUUAGAAGAGCUAGGGACCUCAUGAUGACAAGGAUUGACCCUUUGCAGUUAGUAUCACAACUUGCUAAUGUUAUUAUGGACAUUCUUGCUGGAAGAUGUGGAUUUUCUGAAAUAGGUAGAAGCUUUACACAGAGACAUUCUGCAUCUGACAUUGGCAUGCAAAAACUUAGAGGCGCCUUAAAAGUUCUUUCUGACACCGAGAAGCAGUUGAGGUCAUCAAAGAAUCAAGCGACAUGGCUCACUGUUGCCCUUUUACAGUUAAGCACGUUAGAAUCUUCUCCUUUUGCCGAAGUCAACAGCUCCCGUCCUUCCUUAGAAAUGCCUUAUUUGAGAGAUGAUGCUAAAUUAAGCACGACCAAUGCGUGGGAUGGUAAGAACUCCGUAUGCUAUUCUCUUAACCAGAACAAACCAGUAUGUUCAGAUAGAAACUGCAGCGGGAAAAAAUUUGAAAGCAUCUGGAGACAAGUCACACAAAGAUGUCAGUCAAACUCUUUUAAAAUCUUUCUACAACAAGAAGGAUGUUUGUCAGCAGUGUAUGUUCAUCAAGGUGUUACUGUGGCUGAGAUAGAAUUUUAUAAUCCUGAACAUGUAUCCAGGGCAGCGAAAUCGCAAGAAUUAAUAGCAUGUGCACUUCGGCAUGUACUGGGUCGCAAUCUUGAGGUCAGAAUCAAAUUUGUCCCAAAAUCAAUAAGAAAGGUGGCUAAAACAAAUAAAUCAACAUUUAGUUUGUUAAACUGUUCUGGGAGAAAGAAAGAAUUAUCACUUUCGACAAUAAGUGAUGAGGGUGAGAUUGACACAUCUGAAAUGAUAGAAAAUUCUUCCAAGAUUUAUUCAUCUCAUCACUCUCGGAAAUUUUCACCUUUCGCUUCACAAUCUGCUGGUGAUCAACUAGCAAAUGGUGUUGAGAUGAAAGAAAUGAUCAGCCCAACGACAGAUGAUAAUGCUCAUUAUGCUGAAUCAGAAGCAGCAGCAGAUGGGCAGGGCAAAGUGCAAAAAGAUGGAAAAGUUGAAGCAGAUCCCUCAGGAAAAUUAGGUGAAAUGAGUGAAUAUGUCAGAGUCCCAAAACCAGAAAUUCAACCUAAUUGCUUCCCUAGAAGGCUAAAGUUCCAAAGGAGGUUCUUCUCAUCUAAUACUGCUCCUACAAUCUGCUUGAGGAUACCACAGCAAAACAGAUCGGAACUAAGUAUCCCUGAUAAUGAAGCAUCUGAAACAUACUUUUGCAUGUAUGAUCCUUAUACUCAAAAUUCCAGCUCAGCUUCCCAUUUCACCUGCAGUUCCCGAGAAGAGAACAUAGCUUCCAAGGACUCGAAAGUCAGGCCAAAACUCUUCUGCUGGAAAAUGCCCAAGCCCCAGGCCUUUGACUGAAAGGCUACUGAUGCUUCUUGUUAAACUGCCUCCAACGGCAGAGCAUGGAGAUGAUACUUCGCCUUGCCUGAGAUGGUAAAGUCCUUCAACAAUAGUUGCUGAAAAUGUUCCCAGGAAUUUGCAUUGCUAUCAGUCUUGUGUACCACCCUGAAUUGAUGAACAAGACGACUGUGGAAUCAUAAUCAUCAGGCUUCAGCAUGCCCAUUGAAGAUCGAUCAAUGUUGUGGAGGCAUGAUCAUCUGGUAAUAUGAAGUCUUCUUACUUGAAAAGCUUAUUAAUUGGAUGCCUAGUAGUAACCUGUGGUGGCAAAAGAAGGCAUAAACAAUUAGCCACCAUUAUCUGAGUGAGCCCAAAUCUCUCAGUUGUAGGAUGAUUGGAUCCAUGAAUGAGGUGACAAUGCACUAACAUCUUAUGUUGGAUUAUCGGAAUAAUCUGUGCCUAAGAUCCUCACCAUAAACUCUCUCUUUAACUAAAAGACCCAUAUUCUAUCUCUA